AUGUUUGGAUCUAAGGUAAUUUCUUUUUUAAUUUUGUUCAAUGUAGUGUUUUUCACUUGUGCUUCAUCUCAUAAUAUACCAUGCCCUCCAACACCAACAAAAGCACCAUCCAAGUGCCCCAAAGAUACCCUAAAGUUUGGUAUUUGUGGAGAUUGGCUUGGGCUAGUUCAUGAAGUCAUUGGGGCAAAACCAAGUAGCAAAUGUUGUGCUCUUUUAGAAGGAAUAGCAGAUGUUGAAGCUGCUUUGUGCUUAUGCACUGCCAUAAAGGCAAAUGUUUUGGGUGUCCUUAAGCUUAAAGUUCCUAUUGCCAUCAGUGUAGUUCUGAAUUCUUGUGGAAAGAAAGUGCCUAAAGGCUUUAAAUGUGCUUAAUUAGUAGCGUAUGCAGGAUUUUACGCAAG
Solanum verrucosum is the source of this 398-nucleotide messenger RNA. RefSeq names its product putative lipid-binding protein At4g00165. The transcript has a single exon. The coding region runs from base 1 to 369 and encodes 122 amino acids. NCBI's taxonomy places the organism in Eukaryota, Viridiplantae, Streptophyta, Magnoliopsida, Solanales, Solanaceae. The record is from RefSeq and is a predicted model, not a curated record.